Molecule: messenger RNA, 2755 nt
Organism: Heterobilharzia americana
Lineage: Eukaryota; Metazoa; Platyhelminthes; Trematoda; Strigeidida; Schistosomatidae
Source: the annotation of a GenBank genome assembly
AAUUAAUCGAAGAAAAAAGAAUCCCUUUAAACUAAUGUGUUGCGUAGAAUUCUAUAUUAUUUAUUAUUGCGUAUUUAUCUACUAGUGUAAACAUUGACUAAACUAUAUAUCCUUGUUUUGUUUUGAAAAAAUGCAUAUAAAAAGAUAUUUAACAUAUUAAGGGAAUAAAUAUUUAGCAUUUUCUAAAAAAAAAUUAUACACUUCAGUCAAGUUUGAAUGAAGUUGUUGAAUAUUGAGCAGUUAUUAAUAUUAUUCCUACAUUUAGUUAGUUGGUCUAAAUGUCUUGGAAAUACAAUUCUGUUAGCAAAAGAAAGUGAAAAAUAUCAACAACAAUUACAAAGACCUAUUGAAUAUUAUGCUGAUAGUAGUUUGCUACAACAAUCUAAUGGUCUUAUGGGUGGUGAGUAUUAUUAUUAUCAUGUGGAACCUUACACCGGUAGUAUUGAAGGUGAAAUCGUUACGCCAACUGAAUAUCAUCCAGAAAUAGAAUAUCAAGCUUAUAAUGAUGUCAGUGGUGUACAUUAUGUACCAGUUGUCUAUGACAAUAAAUAUGUUAGUUAUGUUGACGGAAAUAAUGAACAGCAAAGCUAUACACCACAAGAAUAUGUAGUUGAAUAUUCUCAGCAAUAUCCAACUCAUCAGUAUGAAACAUAUACACCUGCGCAAUAUGAAGUUGUAAGCUCUGUGGAUUACCCAAGUCAAAGCUAUGAAAGAUAUACACCAAAUGUAUAUGGCACAGAAAGCGUUGAACAUCAUCCAGGAAAUAAGCAAAAAGAGUAUGGACCAGAGGUAGUUGAGGUCAAAGAUACUGAAUAUUAUUCAGAUUAUGCACAUCAAAAGUAUACACCAAAAGAAUAUGAAGUAGGUGUUGAAUAUUACCCAAACUAUGCUCAUGAGACGUAUACACCGGAUCAGUAUGAAGUAAAACGUAUUGAUAGUUACGCCAUACACAAACCGCAAAAAUAUCAACGAAGAGACAUCAACAAUUACAAUAUCUACCAUCAGCGACGAAUUCCUUACAAUAUGCGUACUAGCCUUAGCAAUAGAGAUUACAGCUAUGAUGACUAUGCUGAAGAAAAGUAUAGUCAAAAUGAACAGGUGCCAGAUUACUACAACUUACCAUUAGCUUCAAAUAAACAUGAGACGUAUACACCGGAUCAGUAUGAAGUAAAACGUGUUGAUAGUUACGCCAUACACAGACCACAAAAAUAUCAACGAAGAGACAUCAACAAUUACAAUAUCUACCAUCAGCGACGAAUUCCUUACAAUAUGCGUACUAGUCUUAGCAAUCCUAAAGGAAAUGGAGAUUACAGCUAUGAUGAUUAUGCUGAAGAAAAGGAUAGUCAAAAUGAACAAGUGCCAGAUUACUACAAAUUGUCAUUAGCUUCAAAUAAACACCAAAAGUAUAUACCGAACAAAGUGAAUAAUUUAUAUGAUUACCUACCAAUAGAUGAUAAAUUGUAUGUGUUUUAUCCAAUAGACAUGAAGGAAUCUCAAUAUAAAGCAAAAAAAAUUUAUGCAAAUCCUUAUGAUUAUAUCCCUCAACCAUCAAUUAGAGUAACAGCAGAAAAAAAGAAAAAUGGUCGUUUCAAAAACUUAUUUCCGAAAACAUUUCAACGUUAUCGGCAAUUGAAGUAUGAAAAUAUUUACAAAUCUGAUAACUAUCAACAAAAUUAUCUUUAUCAACGUAAUACACCUUCAAAGUACUAUUCAGAACACUCAAAACCUUUUUAUAAUUCAGAAACGCAUAAAGUGAAAUAUAAACCGGUAAGCAGUUAUAAUCCAUCGAUUGGUUACAAAACACAAAGUAAUUAUAACCAUGACAAAGAAUCCUACAAUAAUAAUAAUAAUAAUCAUAAUAAUGAUAAUAAUAAUAAUGUCAAUAUUAACAAUUAUUAUGCACAGAAAUAUCAUGCACCAAAACGUUUCAGUCAUAAUGGUGGAUAUUCAGAUUUACUGCAUUACAGUCUACUUGAUUUCGGUAGUUCCGAAAAAACAACAGAUUAUGAAGAAUUUAUUUCAUAUCAUCAUAGUGGACAUCAAGGACCAAAGGGGAAACUUAAGAAUUAUUCAUGUUAUGACAUUUAUAGUAGAAUGAAACAUUCGGAUAGGUCAAGAGUUGGGAGAGAAAUAAGAAAACCAAAGGAUAGAAUAAAUAAUUAUGAAUAUAAUGGUUGUCAUCCUCAUGGUGUAAAGUAUAAAAGAGAUUCAUCUAACAGAUAUCCAAACGAUUAUCGGUAUACGGAAGAACAACGAAGCAAACUAAAUAAACAUUAUGCUGAUAAUGGAUAUCAUGUAAGACAACAAUAUGAAUAACAUAAAUAUUGUCGGCGUUAUGGUUACUAGUCAAAACUAACAAAUAAUAAAACAAUGAAAUUUAUUAUAAUUUUGAUCUUUCCUAAUAAAUGGAUUCAAUUAAUGUCUACUCUGUAUUUAAAUAUGUGUUAUUUUUCUUUAAACGUUUAACUUAUUAUCAUAUAUGAAGAGAAAACAUUUGAAUAGUUUUUCAAAGAAUGAAACAUCUAACUGAUGAAUAUUUGAAGUUGUUAAUCAGCUUAUCUUUCUACAGCUUGCAGUUUUUCUUUGGCAUCUACAACUUAAUGAAGAAAUGUGUUAGAUACAUGGUAUGUAAAAUAUCAGCAUUAGAAUCUUAAAGAGAAGCAAAUAAAUAUCAUUUCAUUCAUAUGAAUAAGAUUAUAUUAUUAUAUUAUUAGUCCCUUGGGUUCCUAAUGGAACAUAGGGCUGCAGUAGCACG